AUGGAGAUGGCGGAAGAUGAAGAUGUGCGGAAAGACGCGUCCUCCGAUUUGGAGAGACUUCCCAACGAGCUGCUGGCCUACAUGUUCUUCGAGUUGCUCCACCCCACCGACCUUCUCCCCCUCAGCGCACUUCCUUCCACCCCCUUCUCGUGGAGCACCCGCAGCACUGUGGCUGCCUCAGCCUUCACCAACCCUGUCCUGAACCAGGUGUGCCGACGUUGGCGGGCGUUGUUGAGAGGAGGCGAGGGCAGCGGUGGCCUCUGGCGGUCUGCGUGUCUUCGCCGCUGGAGUGCCGGGUUGUGGACCGACAGCCGGCUGGUGUUGGCGGCAGACAUCGGAGAGCUGCCUGUCGGUGGCGGUGCUGGUGAGGACUGGAACGCGUUGGCUGAAGGUGACAGGCUCUGCCCGCUCGCCUGGCAAAAGGUGUACAUGAAGCUUGAUGCCAUCGGGCGGCGGAGAGUAGAUCGUCUUCUCCUGGUCGAAGCCAUGACGAACAAAGUGUUCAUCAUCGCUCCCGAUGGCUCCGACAAGCACGAACUGUCCUCGGCGGCUGGUGGCUCCCGCAGUCCCAUGUUCUCCCCGCACGGCGACAAGGUGCUGUGGGUCGAGAUUAACGGCAGGCGAUUCCCUCGCGGGCGGGUGUGCGUUGCUGAUACCUCUGGCAGGAAGCCGGUCAAAUCCUGGGACGUCGAUUUUAUGCCGUUCUUUGCGUACUUUGCGCCCUGCGGCACUCGAGUGGCCUUGCUGGCCAAUGACCCCAUUAUGAACACCAUCCAGCUGCUCGUGUUCGACCUGCUCGGCAACGAACAAUCCGCUCGCACCAUCAGCACCGGCAGGCCGUACUAUUUUACGUGGGCGCCCGACAAGCUGAGCCUUCUGGCGAAGAAGAACAUGCGUCAGCUCGAGCGCGUCGAGAUCGACCCAAGCACGGGCGACCUCAGGUCGAUCGUCCAACUGCCCGUGGAGGGCAAGCUGGGCAGCUUUGCCACGCCGGCUUGGGUGGGGACGGCGCAAGAGAGCGGCGAGGACACCUUCAUGUACGCCGUACGAGACACCACCUGCCAGCGAAAGGGACAGAAACUCGUGGUGGCCACUCUCUCCACCCUCUGCCAGAAUCGCAGCCUUGGCCGCAUCCAGAGCGAGCCGCUGCAGCACGAAAUGAACGAGCUCUGCCGUGUGGCCAGUUUCCGGGAGGACACCCUCUCGUCCUUCAUCCUCAGCAGAGACCGGCAGAAGGUGGCCUACGCUCUCGACAACAGCGGGUCGCUCUACGUCAGCGCCGUCAAGCGACCGUCCUGUGCACCCGAUCCACCACUCGGCGGCCCUCACGGAGAGCAUGAGGAAGAGCGGGUGAUGGCCGCGACUAAGGACAGGAUAGCCGAGUUCGCCGACACAGUGCGGUUGCUGGCCUACUUCUGGAGUCCCAACGGACGCUAUCUCCUGUACCUGGUGCUGGACUACUCAUCGUUUGGCUACAAUCUUCACGCCGCGGGAAGCACGUUGAGCUUCCCCAACGGCAAGUUUGCGGCGUCUGAGCAUUUUCUACGCAACUACGUCUCCUUCUUCGACCAAUACGCCCAGGUGCUGACCCUGUUCAGCCCGGACAGCGAUGCGUUCGUGUACUGUGGUAGUUCUCCGCUGGCUCCGGGAGUCGACGCGGUCUGGGUGCAGGACAUCGACCCCAACACUCCGCCGCGGCUUGUCGCCCAGGGCUGCGUCUUCGCCGCCUGGUCGCCCCAGUAG
Molecule: messenger RNA, 1743 nt
Organism: Acanthamoeba castellanii str. Neff
Lineage: Eukaryota; Discosea; Longamoebia; Acanthamoebidae
Exons: 10
Coding region: 1-1743 (580 amino acids)
Source: RefSeq, a predicted model, not a curated record